CAGCCCCCUAACCCCUCCGCCCGCAUUCCCAGAUUCUCAUUAGAGACAUCAAAGAAAGUGUAAACAUAAAACAAUUACUAUUUGUGAAAGCGAACCGUGUUAACGACUUAUUUUGCCCCACAAUUUUGAAACUUUAAAGCGAUAUGGCCACUUUGGAAGAUAAGAUCCUUGGUGAGAAACUGCAUAAUUACUGCAGUAGUAGCGAAGAUGAAGGUUCUGAUGACGAAGGUAAUGUGAGUGGAGAUGAGGAGAAAGCGAUAAAGACAUCUGCUACGGCAGCUGAACCUCCUCCUGUCAACAGUUGGAAUGGGUCGGCUAGCAACACAGGCCCAAAAGGAGUGUUAGAAGAUUGGCGUAGAUUCAAACAAUUGGAAGCCGAAAACCGUAAAGAAUUAGAAAAAGAACGCAUAGCACUGGCUAAAAAGCUUACAUUAUCUGUAAAAACACAGAGAGAAGAAGAAAAGGAGAAAGAAAUAGAUGAAAUCGAAGAUGAAUUGAAUGAGCUCAUUGACGAAGGAUUUCUCAUGAAGUAUCAGCAACAAAGAAUGCAAGAGCUCAUGGCUCAACUUCAAAAGGCACCAAAAUUUGGGUCGGUGCAAACACUGAACAGUCAAGAUGAGUUUUUGAACUCCAUAGAUAAAGAAGAUCCCAAAGUCGCUGUUAUUAUACACAUUUACAGCAACAAAAAUAGAGCAUGUGAGACAAUGGACGGUUGUUUGAACAUCCUGGCUUCAGAUUAUCCUACGAUAAAGUUCUGCCGUAUUGCAGCUGAUAUAACAGGGCUUAGUCGACAUUUUAGAGUGGACGGAGUGCCAGCGAUUUUGGUGUACAAAGCUGGUCAAAUUAUUGGAAACUUUGUCCAACUUGCCUCCGAGUUGGGGAAUGAUUUCUUUGCUCCAGAUGUUGAGAAAUUUCUCAUAGAAUAUGGUAUGCUACCUGAAAAGUAGAUUAGUAAUAAAUGUGCUCUUAUUAGAUGUAAUCUUUGAUAUAAGUGAAAUGUAGGCUACUUUCCUAUGAGUGUGAUAGAUUUAAGAAAUGUUUUAAUACAUUUAAUUUUUUCUUGAUUUAGCUAUCUAAUAAAAUUGAUUUAUUUUUUUAUUAUUUUGGAUGUAUUUUAAAUGUUUAAAUUACUAAAUAAAGAUAUUAUUAUGUGUUCAGAUUUACAAUGCAUUUCAAUUCUAUUGAAUUAUUUUAAAGUGAGGUAAAUUUUUAUUACUAAAUGUAACAUCAACAAUUUCAAAUUCUAUUGAUAAAAUAUUUUAAAAAUGCUGCUGCUAUAUUAAAUACUUUGUGAUGGUUCUAUGCGUAUCAAUAUUCUAUAAAAAAUUUGUAAAUUUAGCAAUAGUUAUGUUCAUCUUAACCCACCGUUAAAAUAAUAUAUUAAAUAAUUAUUCCACUUAGCAAAUAAUGUCUUUGAAAUCAUGAACUUAAUCAUUUAAUCAAAUUGUUUUCUUUAGAAUAGAUGUUAUGUUUGUAUGUUUAGACUUUCUUAUCUCCAAAAUUGGGUUAAUGUUCUCUUGAGAUUGUUAAUUUUUUUUCAUGUGAACUAAAUUCCCACUUAAUUCCAAUAGUUUAUACAUGUUCUCUAAUCCAUGAAUGUGCUAGUGAAUUCAUAUCAUAAAAACUUAUAGUUUUGUUUUAUACUAUAGUGUGGAAUAACAUGUAAUGGUUUCUAACAACAUGCAAACACUAGUACAUACUUAGUUUAAAACUUGCUUUAGGCUCAUUAGUGUAAUGAAGUAAGUAAUUUAAAGUCUGUUGAUAAUAAAACACUAUGCCUGUAUAAUGUAUAUUAUCAUAAUUGAACACAACUUUUUUGUAUCAUACUUUUAAAAGAUGUAUUUGUUAACUUAAUUAUUAUCAAUUUGUGUCUGAAAAUAUAACUAACUGUUUUAGCGGGUAAUCUCAAUUCUUUAUAACUAUAGAUGCAAUACCUUAUUAAGUAUUCACUUUUACUUGACGUACAUUAAUAAAAUAUCGACGCGGUUUCACGCAUCAAUAGUACAUUCUGGAAAUGUUAAUCAAACUUAAUUCGUAUCAAUCAUUAAUAAACUAUACAAUUAAAUUUUUUAUUGUUGUGAAAGUCGAUAACUAAUAAUCGUGUCGGUUAUUCCGCGAUUUUAAUGCAUUUUGUAACCCUCAGUAUUAUGUAUUUGUUUUUAAGGAUUUAAUAAAUAAAAACCAU
This is a messenger RNA of Colias croceus (clouded yellow), 2185 nucleotides long. RefSeq names its product phosducin-like protein. The transcript has 2 exons. NCBI's taxonomy places the organism in Eukaryota, Metazoa, Arthropoda, Insecta, Lepidoptera, Pieridae. The record is from RefSeq and is a predicted model, not a curated record. Gene Ontology annotation, biological process: regulation of G protein-coupled receptor signaling pathway. Bases 144 to 947 code for a protein of 267 amino acids.